Beauveria bassiana ARSEF 2860 is the source of this 1011-nucleotide messenger RNA. Its product is annotated as MIP family channel protein. Gene Ontology annotation, biological process: water transport; glycerol transmembrane transport. Lineage: Eukaryota; Fungi; Ascomycota; Sordariomycetes; Hypocreales; Cordycipitaceae. The coding region runs from base 1 to 1011 and encodes 336 amino acids. Gene Ontology annotation, cellular component: plasma membrane. Gene Ontology annotation, molecular function: water channel activity; glycerol channel activity. The record is from RefSeq and is a predicted model, not a curated record. The transcript is spliced from 3 exons.
AUGUCCCUUCCAGUCUCUCAAGACUCUGUGUCAGCGUCGUCCGUCGACAAGAUUACUUCCUACCAAGAGACCAAGAUGGUUUCUCCUAGCAAUCCCGAACCAAUUCAUCCCGAGCUGCCUGUUCCCGAAGAAAAGGAGCUCGCCUGGACAAAGAUUCGAUCCAUAUGGCAAGAUGCGUUUUCCGAAUUCCUUGGCACCAUGAUUCUCAUCAUCUUUGGUGAUGGUGUCGUUGCUCAAGUCGUUUUGAGUAAAGAACAAAAAGGAAACUACCAGAGUAUCUCAUGGGGUUGGGGCAUCGGUGUCAUGUUCGGUGUCUACGUUGGCGGCAAGUCUGGCGGGCAUAUCAAUCCGGCUGUUACUUUGGCCAACUGUGUCUUCCGUGGCCACCCUUGGCGCAAACUCCCCGUCUACGCCAUUGCCCAGCUUCUUGGUGCCAUGGCCGGCGCUGCCAUUAUAUACGGCAACUACAAGUCCGCCAUUGACAACUUUGAGGGCGGCCCCGGAAUCCGAACCGUGACGGGCCCCAAUGCUACCGCCGGUGUCUUUUGUACAUACCCUGCCCCCUUCAUGACCCGUACCGGCAUGUUUUUCUCCGAGUUCCUCUCGAGCUCCGUUCUUCAGUUUGUCAUCUUUGCCCUUGUUGACGAAGACAAUAUUGGCGCUGGCAAAAUGCUACCUUUGGCCCUCUUUUUCCUCAUUUUUGGCAUCGGUGCUUGCUUGGGUUGGGAGACUGGUUAUGCCAUCAACUUGGCUCGUGAUUUUGGUCCUCGCCUCAUCACCUACUUUGUUGGCUACGGUACCGAGGUUUUUUCUGCUGGGGGCUACUAUUUCUGGAUUCCGAUUGUUGCCCCGUUCCUCGGCACCGUCUUUGGCGGGUUCUUGUACGACGUUUUCAUCUACACCGGUCCAAGCCCCGUCAACUCUCCCUGGUUCGGCCUGAAGAGACUGGCUCGACCCCGCCGCGAUGUCUGGUCCAACACCUACCGACAGUCUACUGAGACUAAAGUCUAA